Molecule: messenger RNA, 3013 nt
Organism: Condylura cristata (star-nosed mole)
Lineage: Eukaryota; Metazoa; Chordata; Mammalia; Eulipotyphla; Talpidae
Gene: PTP4A1
Product: protein tyrosine phosphatase type IVA, member 1
Exons: 6
Coding region: 1156-1677 (173 amino acids)
Biological process (GO): protein dephosphorylation
Cellular component (GO): nucleus
Molecular function (GO): protein tyrosine phosphatase activity
Source: RefSeq, a predicted model, not a curated record
AACGUUGACUGAGGUUAUGACUUAAGGCAGAGGCGAGCAGGGUCGGAACUGAGGCACGGUUCCAGCCCUAAAGGGAUUGUAUUUUAAGUUUGAGGCAAACUUCAAGUCUCCACUUGUGACAUGUGUGCACUACUUUGUGGUGUUAAUUAUUAGAACCAGGGGUGCUCGCAGCAUUCUAGUAGCUCGAAGGGUAUUUUCUCCCGCUCCACUCUCUACCCUACCCCAGACUUCUCCCACCUCAGAGUCCUUCCACCGCCCCGUCCCUCCCCCGCCCGCGAGAUGCUCGGACUUCAGCACAGCGCCAUUCAUCAACCGGUUCACACCGGCGGCGACCGCCGCGCGGUGACGUCCGCACGAGGCGGGCCUCCGCCCCCGCUCUUCGGCGUUCAGCCCGGAGUUCCGGGCCGCGAUUGGUGGCCGCGGCUUCGCACGUCGCACUGACUAUAAAAGGCUGGGCUUGUGACGCAAAGGCGCCUCGGCGCGCGCAUUGGCUCUCUUGACUGCGGGCCGACUCGGCGACGCGCUCUCCUCGGAGCCGCUCACUGCAUGGUAGAGUCUGGUGCCCCCGCUGCCGCCUGCAACGCCGCCGCCGCCCCACGACGACCGCCGCCGCCCCCUGCCCUGCAGCCGCCGCCACUGCCGCCGCCUGUGUCGCCGCCGCCUCGGGACCGGCUGUAUGAUUAGGCCACAAUCUUCAAUGAGUAAACAUAUUCCUCAGUUCUGUGGUGUUCUUGGUCACACAUUUAUGGAGUUUCUGAAGGGCAGUGGAGAUUACUGCCAGGCACAGCACGACCUCUAUGCAGACAAGUGAACUGUAGAAUUCAUUACUACUCCACCAAGAAGCCCCCAUAAGAGUGGUUAACCUGGACACAGAAGUGUUGAAUUGAAAUCUACAGAGCAUUUUACAAGAGUUCUGACCUGGAUGGGGUAAACCUCAGUGCACUUCCUUUCUAUUGCCUCAGUAUUACUGGAUUGAAGAAUUGCUGCUUCUUAGGAGGUUCAUUUCAUUUCCCAUUACUCCCAACUUCAUUACUCAAAGCACUGAGAAUUUCAAGUGGAGUAUAUUGAAGUAGACUCAGUUUCUUUGCAUCAUUUCUGUAUUCAAUUUUUUGAAUUCUUUCAUAACCCCAUUGAGUGUUUUUUAACUAAAUUAACAUGGCUCGAAUGAACCGCCCAGCUCCUGUGGAAGUCACAUACAAGAACAUGAGAUUUCUUAUUACUCACAACCCAACCAAUGCAACCUUAAACAAAUUUAUAGAGGAACUUAAGAAGUAUGGAGUUACCACAAUAGUAAGAGUAUGUGAAGCAACUUACGACACUACUCCUGUGGAGAAAGAAGGCAUACGUGUUCUUGAUUGGCCUUUUGAUGAUGGUGCUCCACCAUCCAACCAGAUUGUUGAUGACUGGUUAAGUCUUGUAAAAAUUAAGUUUCGUGAAGAACCUGGUUGUUGUAUUGCUGUUCAUUGUGUUGCAGGCCUUGGGAGAGCUCCAGUACUUGUUGCCCUAGCACUAAUUGAAGGUGGCAUGAAAUACGAAGAUGCAGUGCAGUUCAUAAGACAAAAGCGGCGUGGAGCAUUUAACAGCAAGCAACUUUUAUAUUUGGAGAAGUAUCGCCCUAAAAUGCGACUGCGUUUCAAAGACUCCAAUGGUCAUAGAAACAACUGUUGUAUCCAAUAAAACUGGGGUGCCUGAUGCCCUUGCCUUGGAAGUGGAACUUAAGACAGGACCUAAUUUGUCAUACAUACUAGCCAACCUGUUGGCUUGCUGAAUAAGUCAAAUGAAGCUUCGGUAGGAGUAUUGAAAAGCAGUUUUACCAGGCCACAACGUUAACAGAAUUGCAACCUCUAUAUUUGGGUUACAGUCAACUUAUUUGGACACUUGACAAAAGAUUCUUGCUGUUAAGCAUUUAAAAUGUGCUUAUCAUUUGUACCAAUUGAUCUUUCCUGAAAUCAUGCAGUCUUGAGUAUGUCUUUAAAUCUAUUCCCAUGCCAGAAUCUUACCAUAUAUAAGAAAAAUUUAGAAAGAUUAGGUGCCAAAAUACCCAGCACAAUACUUGUAUAUUUUUAGUAUCAUACAGAACUAAAAUCCCAGGAACUAUGAACACUCUGGACCUUAUGUGGUUUACUCCUUCAGUCAUUUCAAACAUAGAAAAUAGGGCCUAUAUGGUUAUUUGCCUGCUCACUUUAUGUUUACAUCUCCCACAUUUGUGCCGGUAAUACAUCAGGUUUGCGCAACUCUUCCACCCCCCCAACCCCCCCUUUUUUUUUUUUAAACCAAGUCUUACAGUGAUUAUUUAAUGUCUUUCUAUAAAUCUCAUUUUGUGCUGUUAUACUAAAACCUCCAUUUUGGAAAUCUUCAUUGUACAGAAGCACAUGUCUUUAACUGUCUCCAGACAAAAAAAGCCUUACAGUUAAUUUUAAUGUUUGCACUUUGGGGUGCAACUCUUAACAGGGAGGGCCUGAAAAAAAGAAUGGGAAGGGGCUAUUAAGUAUUUUUAGGAAAAUGUUGCCUUUGUCUUGUGCAGAACAUGUAGAAUAUGCUCUUUAAUUUAGUAAAUAUUUUUUUAAACAGUAGAGAUGCUUUGUUAUUGUAGCUAAAAUGAUUCUUAAUCAUAAAAUUUCUGAAAUACUUGUAAUUUUUUUUCAUACUUAUCUGAGGUUGUUUACCAACUUAUUUUUGUUUGGAGUGUGAUUUUUUUUUUUUCCUUCCCAACCUCUCUUGCAAAAAAAAAAUAAGAAGUGGGUUUCUGCUAAUGAAUUGAGCAGACAUCUAAUAUUUUAUAUGCCUUUUGAGCUGUGUAACUUAAUAUUUGGAUACUUGAUAAUUUGUUUUAUUAUGUAAUUGAUAAAAUGGUGAUGUGUAUUAAUGUUAGUUCAACCAUAUAUUUAUACCGUCUGGGAAUGUGUGGUUAUAGUUCUGUGGGAGAAAUAAUUUGUCAGUGUUCACCAGCUUGUAAAAAUCUAGUGCGAGAGCUUAAACAUCUAAAUAAAUAAUGAAAUGCAUUUACCAUUGA